Molecule: messenger RNA, 8933 nt
Organism: Alosa alosa (allis shad)
Lineage: Eukaryota; Metazoa; Chordata; Actinopteri; Clupeiformes; Clupeidae
Product: cadherin-4-like
Exons: 17
Coding region: 290-3076 (928 amino acids)
Biological process (GO): multicellular organism development; cell-cell junction assembly; cell morphogenesis
Cellular component (GO): adherens junction; plasma membrane; catenin complex
Molecular function (GO): calcium ion binding; cadherin binding
Source: RefSeq, a predicted model, not a curated record
UAAGGCAACUACCGUCAAACUGUGUGUCUUUAAGUAGGAUUCUCCGGUGCUGUGCGGUAGGAGGGGUUGUGGUGACGCUCGCUGGCUCUUUGGUGCUGAGCUGAACAGCGAUUUCACCUGCAGUUGAGAGCAAACGGAGUCAGGACGGUCUUCUACAACCGACGAGCCUACUACCGCAAACAGGCGACAGAAGGACCAUCCUAGCGCAGGCACCAGGGAAAUUAUACAAUUCUCCAAAGAAUUCGGACCGAAUCAGAGUACUUCAAGCAGCCUCCGCUCGCUUGCAAGGAUGAAAACAGGCUUCGUUAUCUUAUUAAUGGGAAUCCUCCUAUUGGACUCAUCUUGGGUGACUAAGGGAGACCUACCACUGAAAGCGUCCUGCCAGCCCGGAUUUUCUCAAAGUUUUUAUACCUUGCUCGUUUCAAGGGAUGUACUGCAAGGCCGGAGCAUUCUCAAAGAUACCAUGGUGUCAUCAGGAGGAGUUAAGUUCGAGAGGUGCUUGCGGAACGUGAGCGUAGACAUGGCGAGCAGUGACCCCAGCUUCGGCGUGAAGGACGACGGCUCCGUCUACGCCCAGCGCGAAGUGAGCGGCCUGAGCUUGAGCGAGCCCGUCCAGUUCCGGGUGACGGCGCGAGACGAUCCCAACGCACAGGCCUGGGAGACCACCGUUAAGCUGACCCUGGCAAAUGAGUCGCCAUCACCCGCACUGGCGCUAACCAACAGUCAGGCGCUGACGGAGCGGAGUUCAGGCGGGAAGCUCCACGGACCCCAGCCUCUGCCUUUUGUCAUCCGGUUCCCCAGGAAACCGCGGUCUAACGGGCUGCACCGCCGCAAGCGAGACUGGGUGAUCCCGCCGAUCAACGUGCCUGAGAACUCUCGCGGGCCCUUUCCUCAGAUCCUCGUCAGCAUUCGCUCGGACAAGGACAAGUCCAAUCAGAUCCGCUACAGCAUCACAGGGGCAGGAGCUGACCAGCCACCCAAUGAGGUGUUCCAGAUUCAGCCUGUGACGGGGAAAAUGUCCGUCACCAGGCCACUGGACAGAGAGGAGCGCUCAUUCUACCAUCUGCGAGCGCAUGCAGUGGACAUGAACGGCAUCCAGGUGGAGACGCCCAUUGACUUAUACAUCAACGUCAUCGACAUGAACGACAACCGACCCGAGUUCCAGAACCAGGUCUACAAUGGCUCAGUACCAGAGAACGCCAGGCCAGGCACGUAUGUGAUGACCGUGACGGCCACGGACGCGGAUGACAACGCCACGUCCAAUGGCAUGGUGCAGUACCUCAUCAAGACGGAGCUGCCCCACAACCCCGUAUCCCAUCUCUUCACCAUCAACAGCGAGACCGGAGACAUCGUCACCGUGGCUGCUGGCCUGGACAGAGAGAAAGUGCCUCAGUACACGCUCAUCGUCCAGGCAACAGACAUGGAAGGCGCCCAAAGUUAUGGUCUGUCUAACACGGCCACUGCCAUCAUCACCGUCAUCGAUAUCAACGACAACGCACCGGAGCUGACAGAUAGCACGUUCUCCGGAGAGGUGAAAGAGAACGCCACGGGCGUCAUAGUAACCAACCUAACAGUCAUCGACCGCGACCAGCCCCACACGCCCAACUGGAACGCCGUCUACAAGAUCCUGAGCGGAGACCCCCACAACCACUUCACCAUCCACACCAACCCAGAGAACAACGACGGCAUGGUCACCGUGGUGAAGCCGGUAGACUACGAGCAGAACCGCGCCUUCAUGCUGAACGUGGCUGUCUAUAACCAGGUGCCGCUGGCCAGCAACAUCCAGUCGUCGCAGCAGCACACGGCGGGCAUCACCAUCUCCGUGCAGGACGUCAACGAGCCGCCCAUGUUCAUUAACAACCCCAAGUACAUCCGGCUGCAGGAGGGCAUCCCCGCCGGUCACUCCGUCUGCUCCUUCAUGGCCAAGGACCCCGACAUCUUCAUGCAACAGUCCAUCAGGUACGCUAAGCUGUCUGACCCUGCCAACUGGCUGACCAUCAACUCCAGCAACGGGCAAAUCUACACGACUGCUGUGCUGGACCGUGAGUCCAUCUUUGUCAAGAACAACAUCUACGAGGCUACAUUCCUAGCAGCAGAUAAUGGCUACCCUCCGCGGAGUGGCACGGGCACGCUGCAGAUCUACCUGACGGACGUGAACGACAACCCACCGGCCGUGCUGCCACGCGAGGCUCAGAUCUGCGAGCGAGGUCGCCACGGCAGCUUCAUCAAUGUCACGGCGACCGAUGCCGACGAGAUGCCCAACGGCGGGCCCUUCAGCUUCGACCUGCACCCCAGUGCCCAGCGCAACUGGACCAUCUCACGGUUCAACGCUGAUCAUGCCCGGAUCAGCUUGAGAAUCCAGUACCUGGAGUCGGGCGUGUACGAGGUGCCGGUCACGGUGAUGGACUCGGGCAACCCCACGCUGACCAACCAGUCCAGCAUCAUGGUGAAGGUGUGCCCGUGCGACGAGAACGGAGACUGCUCCACCACCGGGGCCGUGGCGGCUGCUGGCCUGGGCACGGGAGCCAUCAUCGCCAUCCUCAUCUGCAUCAUCAUACUGCUCAGCAUGGUGCUACUGUUUGUGGUGUGGAUGAAGAGGAGGGAAAAGGAGCGCCAGACUAAGCAGCUGCUCAUAGACCCUGAGGACGACGUCCGGGACAACAUCCUCAAGUACGAUGAGGAGGGAGGCGGAGAGGAGGACCAGGACUAUGACCUGAGCCAGUUGCAACAGCCUGAAUCCCUGGAGCACAUCAUGAGCAAGCCCGCAGGGGUGCGGAGGGUGGACGAGAGGCCGGUCAUCCCCGAGUCGCAGUACCCCAUCCGGCCCAUUUUGCCCCACCCAGGGGACAUCGGAGACUUCAUCAACGAGGGCCUGAGGGCAGCGGAUAACGACCCCACGGCUCCUCCGUACGACUCACUGCUGGUGUUCGACUACGAGGGCAGCGGCUCCACCGCCGGCUCGGUCAGCUCGCUCAACUCCUCCAGCACCGGCGACCAGGACUACGACUACCUCAACGACUGGGGCCCGCGCUUCAAGAAGCUGGCUGACAUGUACGGUGGAGGGAACGAUGACUAGAGCACCUCUGACUCCCGACACCACACCCCAGCCCAAAAAUGAAAAAUGGAGGUUCCCACACCCCCAUCACCACCCAACCCCAUGCCAACUGGCCAAGCUCUCCAAUCACAGAGCAGGACUCUCUUAACAGCCACACCCACAACCCACAAAACAACCAACCGAUUCAAACCAACAUUUACCGACACGUCAUGAAACAGACAAGGACUUGACAGAGGCAUCUUGUGUACUAUCCUCUGCUGACAGUCUUUGAAAAACAAAAAAAGACAAAAGAACAUUAUGUUGUGGUUCUACUCUCCUUUCUUUUGCAUUCUGAUUUUAACUAUGAUUUUUUUCUCUCUCUCUUUGAUGAAGGCUUGUGUUCACAGUAUUUUACUUAUUUGAGUUAGCCCUCCGUAAGUGCAAGCUUUUUUUAGAUGUGUAAGGGAUGCCAGUCGCUCCAUAGUUUCUGCCCAGCUGCCCUUACCUGCCACAUCCCUUUGCCCAUGUCCCCUCAUUCGUCCUGCAGUCCUCCACAGACAGCCAGGUCGAGUUGCAUUCUGCUUGAGGAGACUGAAAAGUAAAAAAAAAAUAAAAAUACUCCCACAACAUUCUCACGUGAGGAAGAGAGUGUAUGAAAGGGAAAGAGUUGCUAUCUCACUUAACUUGAAUUCUUCUGAAGAGAGAAGCGCUGUUGUUUAAGAAGUGCCUUCACUGGUGCAUUUCUUUCUUUCUUUCUUACUUGCUUUCUUUGUUUUGUUUUGUAAUUUGUUUUGUUAUUUCGCUGUUUGGAACUUCGUCAAUCUCAGGAUUGGUUGGCCACAUGGAUGGCUGGCGUGUCCCCAGUCUGAAGCCCCAUCCAGCGCCCCACCUCCGGCCCAGUGCAGAAGCCUAAUCGGCUGUCUGGCUACUGAGUUGAGAUUUGGCCUUGGGAUUGUAGGGUUACCAGUAGUGUAGACAGAAUCAUGUUGUAAGUGCUUCACGUAAGUUGUCUCCUUUUUAUUGCGUGCUUUAAAGAAAUGGGGAUUAGUUGGGAGAGGACAUGGGAGAAAACAGAUUUGUUUUUUUGUCCAAAGGCUGAGACGGGAGUGUGCUGAGUGUGAGAGCCUGUGGGUUGGCACAGCAGAGACGUGCAUUCCUAAUCAGACUAUGUGUAAAUCCUUUAAUCAAACUGUGCGUGGAAAUUCAAUGAUUGUUGAUUGUAUUGAUACGUAACGUGCAGAAACAAGCUGUAGCUUGGAUGGCUGUUCAAUUUUUGGAUGUCCACCUGUGUGUGUGUGUGCCAUUCUGUGUGUGUGUGUGUGUGUGUGUUUGCUGUGUUUGAUCCAUCUGCUGAAAGCAGGACACUUUAGGGCAGCAAGUGUAUGUGUGUGUGUGUGUGUGCGUGUGUGUGUAUACUGUACUGACUUUGUUAAUUUGUUAGGAAGGAUUGGAAUUGGUAUUGGGCGAAGCCCAAAGGUAAAGCGGCUAUCGUGAUUAAACCUCUCUUUUCAGAGGUGACACGAUUGGUGUGUGCGGAAUGGGUGGCGGGAAAUGCAUGAUGUUUCUCCCCAACACCCUUAACGUGUUACUCUAGUGCGUAGGGUUGAUUAUUUGAAUUGAUUAAACCAAUAUAUAUAAACUGUAAAAAGUCAAAACGAUGUACAAAAAAAAGGAAGGAAAAAGAUCCUAUUUUUGAAGUGUUUAGGAAAUCUUAAGCAGUUGGUGCUCAAGUUGAUGUUUUUCUUUUCUUUCCUGUGCUGUUGAGAGGGUUACAGAGCACCACACCCAAAGUACUCAAAGGUCUCUGAGCCUCGACUUCUCUACCCCUUUAGAACCUGCCUCCGCAGGGGUUCUUCUUACUGAUUUACCCCCCGUUGCGGUUCAAAUAGACGAUUGAUGACUCCUUUUCAAAUCAUAUCUUUCUAAAGUCACAGUGAGCCAGUGAGAUCACAGUAUGACAGUGAAACUGCCUGGAUUACACGUUUUCAGUAUCAUUAACCCUGAAAGCUAUUUGUUAUUCUGAUACUUUUGGGGAAAAUGUGGUUGUUUUAGUCUUUUUCUAAUUGCCAGUGGUUCGCGUGAUGACAGCUGUGUUCUCAAGGGAUGAAAAAAAAACUUCCACACCACUCUGCCAGUGAAAUACUCGUCGUAAUUCUCGUAAGGCCUACCCACCAGUCUCCAAAUAGACUAGGCAGCAAGUGCAAAAUAGUUCCUUUGUGUGCUGUAACGAUUAGAUAUGCAAACUUUUGCCUUUACCUUUUUUGGAAAUCUCAGCUUCCCCCUCCAACCCACAGUGUUCAGCACCCCCUGUUCUCUGAGCCAUUUCCCUAGUUAAAUAUGGUAAUGCUAUAUGACUGCAACAGGAGUUCUCUCCACAAGCCAUUACUGUGGUAACCCUGGGAAUAAGCAGGAACAGGGCCCGCCAAUCCAGGGGGAGCCCACCUCCUGUCGGGUCUUUCCCAGUCAGUUCAGUCACGACAUCCUUGUGUCAGAGCCACUAUUGAUCACUAUCAUCAUAAGAAUGUGAUGCAAUCUGUCAGCUCAUACUGAUAUGAGCUGAUUAGCGACACCUGUGAGGUGUGGGAGAGAAGGCCUCCAGUCCAGACUGGCCGAUGACACAUUGUGUUGCCACACGUUGGCUCACCCCAUCUCUCCCCUUUGGGUGCUGCCACCCAUGUAACAGUGAUUCACAUUUCAGGACAGUAUGCCUUAUCGAUUCCUGAGGCAGGGGAGGGAUAGCACAGGAUUUGUCAUUUGUGUCGUGAAGUGGUCUAGUCUUUUCUCCUGCCUUUCCCCCUGCUGUCCAUUGUAUCUUAGUUAGCAGCCUUCAAGGUCCGGCUAGUGCCAUUGGCCAGUCUUAUUUGUCAGUGGUCAACAUGGCUGAUGGUGUUUCCAUCCAUGUUUCCAACUAAAGGUACUUCAACCUCUUACACCUUUUAUCUUCAGACAGCCAUUGGGCUGGUGGCGUCAUGUCAUUGUGACCACGUUCUUGGUGUGACCACGCUUGCCAUAACUUAGACCCCACUGCUGUACCGAACCGUCCAGAACCGUGUGACCCUACGACUACCAAACCCCCCAUUACCCACACCACAACCCCCAUCACAACAAAUGCCUUGCGUUAGCCAAUGAGCAGGAAGCCGUCGUAGUUAGUUCAAGGUGAGCUUUAUGUUCAGUGCAGUGCAGUGCAGUAGCUGUGCCGUUCUGGAGAUGCCUCUGCACACUCACAGUUCCCUGCAGGGGAUGUGGCUUUAUCAUAUGUUCUCAUGUCUCAUUGCUUCUGUUUCGCUUUGGCAUAGCAAGCCGGAGGGCACACACACACACACACACUCUCUGAAACAGCCACUGCAAUUUUUUUAUUUGUAUGUCACAAACAGUUGAAAUAAAUGUAACUGAUGUAUAUAAACUUAUUUCUUUAUCUGUUUUUUUUUACCACUACACAUGUUUUUAACCAUCAUUCUGUAUGAACUUAGCUGGUUUUGUAUAUUCUCUUAGAUUUCUUUUUUUAUAUGUAUUUCACUUUUUGUUUUGCUUUUUUGUUUGAUCGCAGUGUUUUUGGUUAUUUCAUGUUGUUUAUCUGUGAAGAAUAGCAAGCUUCAACACAGUCAAGAAAGCCAUUUGAGUUUAUAGUAAACUCCAAGGAAUUCUAAGCCUAUGGCCAACCCAUCUAACCACUGUUUAUUGUUGAAAACAUAGUUGUUGUAUGCAAUUCCUUUCCCCAAAAACACACACUCCAAAACACAUUCAUGCACACCCAGAGAGAAAUGCUGGGUCUAAAACCCUGUCUGCAUCCAAAAUCCAUCAUGCUGCGGUGCUAUCCAGACAGCUCAAUCCCCUGCCGCCAUUGUUCGCCUCGUUGGUCUAUACCUGGUGCCGCGUCAGAUCCCCUCAGUCCGCUGUCUGGGAAACAGGAGGCAGAGCUGCAGGCCCUGCGGCCCUUAACGGAUGAGGGGAGAAAGGCGAGCGCUCAGCGCGACACCCCAAAAAUAAACACCUGUCUCCCACCUAGCCACCCAUUUUUUUCCGCAUUUGAGUUCGCUGUAUCUAAAAAUGAGUUGUUCGCUUUCAGCAACAGUCAUUGCUUACGGAUCAGUCCGUGGGCUGCAGACAGUUGGAUAGAGAGAGAGGACAAGACUAAGCCAUACAAGGUGCUCAUAUCAGCAGACAAACCCCUGGCUGGAUGAUGGAAUGGUUGAAGUAAGAAAUGGUGCCAUCACGGGAGGGUGAGCAUGGGGCAGAAGAUCAUGGAUUGACAGACUUUUCUCCACGUAUUUAUUUUUUUUAUUUAUUGACAAGUGGGAAAAAACACGGAUUGUUUCUGUAUGUUGUGGAAGUGGCCUGUUGACUGCAGGUUGUCAGCGGGGCUAAGCGGCGUGAAUCUGGUUGCAUGGGGAUCCGUGCGUCUGUCUGGACGAUUUCUCACCGUGCGAUUUUGUUUUUUGUAGUAGUGUGCAUUGAUUAUCUUGAGUGUGUGUUUGUGUGGCAGCACAUCAGUGUGCGUGUGUGUAUGUGUGGGUCUGCACACUUUGAUUUGAAGUGGCUGAAAGUUGAUUGGCUUGUUUAACAGUGCCCUCUAGUGCAGUGAGAGAGAAUUGCAGUCAGGCGCGCCACUGUGUGCUUCACAAACUUCACAGCUGAUUCCAUUACAUGGGAGUGAAUUAUGUUUUGCCUCUUCUCCCAGUCAUUUCGUAGCCUACGUGAUGAAGAUUCUGAGCAGCAAAUUUAACUGGCGUAAAUAAAAUUAGGAAUUAAUUUGGAAUAAAAUUCAAACAAAGAGCUGAACCACAUACAAAUGGAGAUUGAAUUUUGCCAGGGAUCAGUCAAUCAGGAUUUGAUGUGGCAAAAUAUCCAUAAUUGACCAUAUUAUUUAUAAGUGAAGCCAUGCAACAAUUGGUAUAAGGCCAUAAUGUCAGUGUCAGGUUUAACUGUAGCCUACUACAGACACUGCAGAAAAAGCAGGAGAAGCUGUGUUGGUUGAUGAAGUCAGUGUUGCUGCUACACCAUUUUCAGAACACUGAACUCGACUACACAGCCAUUUUAAUCCUCUCCCCUCUACCCAGCUAAGUAGGCCUCGCUAUGUUGCGACACAGCCCCAAAAGCGGAGUGAAGUUGUCGGAGGAGGCGAUUCGCUCCAGUGUAAUGGAAACAAGCUAUAAGAGGAGCCGGCCACCAGAAAGUAGGGCAAAGUGAGUUUCUGGCAGGCCACACAUCUCUGGACCUCACACAAACCCACGGAGCGUGCGGCAUACUAAACAGCGACAUCAGACAGGGUUCGCGCUCGUGCUGGGAGCAGACAAAACUCAGUCUUAAUUGGAGACGCCCUAUGUUACUCACAUUUGUGUGUACAUAAUGUAGUAAUUGCUUGAAGCUAAAUGGCUAAACAAGUUAGGCGAAAUAUAUAUGUACAAUUGGAGCUUUUUUUGCAUGUGUCUUUUUAUAACAGACAAAGUAAUUAUAUAACAACUAUCAUACAGAACAUUUUAAAAACGUGUAGCAGCCCGCAUGACCGAGGUUGUUUCCAGAGGACGUUUCUGGAGUGUACUAUACUCACAUCGAUUCCAGAGUAAAAAUAAAACAUCUAAAACAAAAAUAGAAAAAAUACACAAUCAUUGCACAGUUAUGAAGUUAAAAUUGACUUUUUUGUAAACUGUCAACAGCACAAAUAUUUUGUAUUGUUGUUUGUACCAUUUUGUACCAAAAAGAGAAAAAAACGCAUAAGAAAAAAAAGGGAAAAGUUUCUUGUUUUAAGCGUGUGUUUCUAGUGCCACUGCAAUCUUGGUUUCCAAAUCCAGUUGAGUAUGUACGCAGCCUUGCAGAUCAAUGGUGUAAUAUAGACGCUGGGCUGGCCCUUCCCCUGCCAGUGUCACUGUGUUAUAUAAAUAAAGUUUCCCCUCAUUUUAAA